GGUGUGGCAGUCCGGGCUGCUGAGGGUGGGGCCGGCUAUAUGACCUAGGGAAGAGUUUUUCCUUUUCCUGAGCUUCAGCUAUUGGGAGCAGCUAGCUAGCCCCUCUCAGGAAAAAAAUGGCCCUUUCGGGUUGGGAGCCUGUGAUGGAAUGCAGCACUCCCGACGGCUGCUUUUCCAUGUCUCCCUCCAGCGCUUCCCACUCCACCCUCUCCUUAGUCACCUCGAGUCCACGCCGCAAUCCCUGCACCAAAGCCUUGGGUCUUCGUUGUCUUUCUUCUCAGAAGUGGUGCCCUGUGGCUGUGACGCUGGGGAUCCUUUGUCUGGGUUUACUGGUGACCAUCAUAAUGCUGACAAUGCAAUUAUCCCAGGUGUCUGAUCUUCUAAAGCAACAGCAAGCAAACCUUACUUACCAGAAAAAUAUACUGGAGGGACAGAGUUUAGCCCAGAAACAGGAGGAAAAGACUUUCCGUGAAUUACAGAGGGAACUCAAGGAAAUGAAUGAAAACCUUACCCAGGAGCUGGAUAAGAAAUCCAAACAACAAAUGGAACUUCAUCACCAGAACCUCAAUCUCCAAGAAGCUCUGAAAAAGGCAGCAAAUUUUUCAGGUCCUUGUCCCCAAGAUUGGCUCUGGCAUGAAAAAAACUGUUACCAAUUUUCCUCUAGUUCAUUUAAUUGGGAAAAAAGCCGGGAGAACUGCUUGUCUUUGGAUGCCCAGAUGCUGAUAAUUAAUAGCACAUAUGAUCUGGAAUUCAUCAAACAACUAACUGCUCAUUCCAGUGCCCCAUUCUGGACGGGGUUAAGUAAGAGGAAACCAGGCCCCUCAUGGAGCUGGGAGGAUGGCUCUCCUUUGAGGCCCAACGUGCUUAGAUUCAGAGCUCUUCCCCAGAGGAAUCCUUCAGACACCUGUGUGUAUAUACAAAGUGGAAACGCGUUUGCCGAGAGCUGCAUAUUAACUGCAAACAGUAUAUGUCAGAGGAAGGCGACUUUGCUGAGAGCACAGUGAAUUUGAAGGCUCCGGAAGAAAGGGAGGAGCCCAUCUUUGAAUUCUCUUCUGGAAUUUAAGCUAUUCUUCCUCACUUGGUUGCAAACUGUGAGAGCCCUCAGAACAGGUAUUAGCUGACUGUAGAGCUCUUUAGAGAAAGUGGGGCCCCAGUUGCCUGAUACCUUUAUAGCAAAAGUUUUGACUCUAUCUCUGUCUACAUUUUUUCUUUAAAAAAAUAUAUUUUAUUGAUUUUUUUUACAGAGAGGAAGGGAGAGGAAUAGAGAGUUAGAAACAUCAAUGAGAGAGAGAUGAGAGAGAAACAUCAAUCAGCUGCCUCCUGCACACCCCCUACUGGGGAUGUGCCCGCAACCAAGGUACAUGCCCUUGACCGGAAUUGAACCUGGGACCCUUCAGUCUGCAGGCUGACGCUCUAUCCACUGAGCCAAACCGGUUAGGGCUGUCUACGUUUUUUCACUUAGCUUGUCCAAAGCCUCCAACUAGCCUUUGGUCCCUCUUCUUUUUUUAUUUUAAAGUUUUGCUCCUUUCCAAACCUUGGGAAACCUCUCUACAUCAGUGCCACCAUCCCCUCGCCCUCCUAAAACGGCAUAGAAGAUAGAACAGAGAAGAGCUGCCCAACUGCAGAUAGAGGGCAAUAAAGGGGAUGCGUGCAUGGGAAACAGCCAUGAAGAAACUGAAAAAGGGAAAGGUCAUACUGGAAUCCAGAAACGCACAUUCUCAAUGUUAAAAGUGAUCACUUGGUGGUCUUUGAAAUCGUGGUCUCUCUCCAGACUAUCUCGCUUACACACACACACACACACACACACACACACACCAUAUCUUCACAUUAGAAAGUAAUUAGAAAUUGGGUGGUCUUUUCUGUGACCUAGUCUACAAUUAAGUAUCAGUUCCUGAAUUAGUUAUUUCUUCAUCUUUUCUCUACCAAAGGAUAGCUUAAUACCUUGAUUUUGUAUUUGUUAGAUUCAUGAGUAGGAUGGCCCAGAGGGAAAAAUAGUUGAUUUUUUUUUCACUAAAAUACAAACCUUAUAUUGAUGAACUCUUCUUAAUUCUGUUACACUAUGCUAUAAUGCAGAAACAUACAGGAUCAGAAACGAACGACAAUCAAUUCUAAAACAAACUGAUCCACAUAUGGAAAUAUCACUGAACAGAAACAAAUGGAAUUAGAAAUAUUCUAUUUUCAAUGUUUUUACUACUUUCUCCCACAUCCUUUGCAUCCUAUGACACAUAAUCUAGCACCAAUUUAUUUUUAAAAAAUCUCUAUUAUUCCUAGAAAAACAAGAGACAUUUUCUUUUAUUAACAGAUUUAUAAUAAACUAAACAUAUGUAAAGUGCACAAUCAAUAAGUUUUUUUUUAUUUAUAUGCUACUUUUAUUUCUGUAAGGAUACACUGAAACGUUAGAUGAUAUUAGCUAAUGACAAAAUGUAGAAAUGAAGCAUUGGCUUCUCUAACCAUAGCUACAAGAAUGUUAAUAUGUAUUGUCAUUACAUGUUCACUUUGAUAUCAUCCCAUUCUAUUAUGUAAUACUAGAGGCCCAGUGCAUGAAAUUCAUGCAUGGGUGAGAGGGGGUCUUCUCCAAUCCGGACCCCUCAGAGGAUGUCUGACUGCCUCUCACAAUCAGGGAUCGCUGGUUCCUAACCGCUCACCUGCCUGCCAGCCUGAUCACCCCUAACCAUCUCUGCCUGCCUGCGUGAUUGCCCCUAACUGCUCCCCUGCUGGCCUGAGCACCCCUAACCUCCUCUGCCUCGCCCCAUACCUGGGACCCAGGAUUCCCUCCUCUGGCUGGUUGCAGGUACCCAGGACCCGGGCUGGCCACAGCCACAGGGGACCAUGGGCAGGCGACUUUGCCUGGGCCAUAGCCACAGGUGCUGGAACCUGGGACUGCGGGGCGGAUGCCUUGUCCCUCUCCUGGGCCACAGGCGCAGGUACAGCUGCUGGCGCCCGGGACCACAGGGUGUGCGGCUCGUCCCUCUCCCAGGCCACAGCCUGGCUGGUCCCCAUUCCUCUCUCCCCAGUGUUGAGUGUCAGUCAUUACUGUGUGAGGGCAUGAUGACCAUUUGUAUAUUAGCUCUUUAUUACAUAGGAUAACAAUUAG
Molecule: messenger RNA, 3094 nt
Organism: Myotis daubentonii (Daubenton's bat)
Lineage: Eukaryota; Metazoa; Chordata; Mammalia; Chiroptera; Vespertilionidae
Product: oxidized low-density lipoprotein receptor 1
Biological process (GO): lipoprotein metabolic process; leukocyte cell-cell adhesion
Cellular component (GO): plasma membrane; signaling receptor complex
Molecular function (GO): low-density lipoprotein particle receptor activity
Source: RefSeq, a predicted model, not a curated record